AUGAAGAUUCAGCUGAUCUUUUCUCAUCGACAGCCAAAAAAUCCUAACCUUAAAUGUGCAUACGACGACCACGAAGACGCUCGAGUCACUCAAAUUGCUGUCAGUCCUGAGUCUUCCGUACAAUUUUCCCUCGUCGGAUUGGCAAUGAGUUCUGGACAUGUAUUCGUGCAUCGACUCAGCGACGGCCAGUCCUUGUUUACAUGUCCCCGUCUACCAUCGAGUCUGAUCGAUGGCCGGCUCUGUCCCCGGAUCGUCGUUCUACAAUUCCUUUAUCCUCACCACAUCCUACCUGAAUCAAACAUCCAAGAGAAUAAAGGCCAGAGACAGCGCCUUAGCAUUCUCUACACGAAUGGCCGCCUCAAAGAAUGGACGUUCCCAAUGUAUCCUAUAGAGUCCGCAGCUAAUAACAAUGCUAUAGAUGCUACGGUCGAAACAUCGCCUCCCUUGACAAAAUCCAGCAAGAAGUCACGCCACACACCUGCAACCACUGACCAACUACAUGAGUCUGACACAGACGGCAUGAACAUUGAGAACAUCGGCUUACCCGAGAUAAAUUCAUGGCUGGAGGACUUCUUUAAUCAACAAUCAAAAUAUUGGCACCGCAUAGGUACACUCCAUUCUAUGGCUUAUCUUUCCGACAGCAGCUGGCUUCUAGCCACCGAAAGUCGCAUCUUUAUAUUACGAAUGGACCAGCCCUAUUUUGAAGAUACCGUCGCGCUUGCUCUUGGAAGAAAGAAGUCCAAUACUCGAUCAAAUGACUCCUUAAAAAUGGUCAUCCACCACUCAGGCAUUAUACAAUGUGAUGUGAUAUCACCCGGAGAAAUAGCGGUUGUGCGUGUCGAACCCGGCAGUGUGCUGUCCAAAUUACCUCCUCCUCUGUAUAAAAAGCGAUUUGGAUUUUGA
Molecule: messenger RNA, 903 nt
Organism: Protopolystoma xenopodis
Lineage: Eukaryota; Metazoa; Platyhelminthes; Monogenea; Polystomatidea; Polystomatidae
Source: the annotation of a GenBank genome assembly